AUGAGUUACCUGAUUGGAGGUGGCAACUAUUACACCAGUCACUCAUUCAAGUUGAUCAAGUGGCGUGUCUUAGACACUUUUGUUCAAACAUUUUUUGAACCUCAAUUGGCGUGUGAUGAUGACCUAGAUGAGCAAAGUAUCGAUGAUGAUGGUGAUGAUAUUGUGGAGGACGAGUGGGGGUACCUUAACGGCUCUGGCAUGGAAAACUACAGUGAUGGUCAUAAUAUCUCGGAUGGAACACAAGAGCUCAAUCUGUUGAUUGGAGAUGGUGCUCCAACAAUGUCAAAUAACAUACUUGACUAUACAUUACGGCCAUCUGUCAAUGUUUUUCAGUGCAUGUCUCUCUGGGAAUUCAACCAAUGGACAGCCAAGAUAACAAAAGCCAGCGAUAAUCUCCUUGUCACUGCCCUCGACACCAGCACUGCUGCAAACAUGCCUUUCAUGUGCUUCAGUAAGGAUGUGAAGUCGAAGAUUGGGAUUGAAGAUGACUUUGAGAGGAGGAGCAGAGUGACAACGCUUAAACAUGCUGUCUCCUUUCAAGAAGAAUUGAAGUGA
Messenger RNA from Serpula lacrymans var. lacrymans S7.9, 555 nucleotides. RefSeq lists its product as uncharacterized. Lineage: Eukaryota; Fungi; Basidiomycota; Agaricomycetes; Boletales; Serpulaceae. The coding region runs from base 1 to 555 and encodes 184 amino acids. The record is from RefSeq and is a predicted model, not a curated record. The transcript has 2 exons.